Messenger RNA from Chaetomium fimeti, 955 nucleotides. RefSeq names its product centromere protein H (CENP-H)-domain-containing protein. Gene Ontology annotation, molecular function: kinetochore binding. Bases 134 to 811 code for a protein of 225 amino acids. Gene Ontology annotation, biological process: kinetochore assembly; mitotic spindle organization; chromosome segregation. The transcript is spliced from 3 exons. The record is from RefSeq and is a predicted model, not a curated record. Gene Ontology annotation, cellular component: kinetochore; nucleus. Lineage: Eukaryota; Fungi; Ascomycota; Sordariomycetes; Sordariales; Chaetomiaceae.
CUCCACUCUGAAGCCCGGGCCAUUCCCAAGUCCCGUCGAGUCCCUGGCCGCGCGGGAGGUUCAUUCGGCUCUGCUGGGUAGAAUAAGCAAGCUGUCGCCAACGGAGCUCCAGAUUGCUCCUACCGCCGGUGACAUGGCCUCACAAGCCAUACCUGAACCGCCUCUCGUCGUCUCAGAAGCCGAGGCCGGUGUUUUAGCCCUGUAUGACCAGCUACAACAGCUUCAACUCGAACUUGCUCUUCUGCGAUCACAGCAAGGCCACCACGCAUCAGAAGACAGGAGCCCACAAGUUUCUGGGCACGACUGGGCAGGUAAACAAACACGAUUAUUAGAGGCAAAGGCAACCCUCGCGUUGCGCAACAGUGCUGUAGAAAGCGUGGCAGCAGUCCAGCCGACUUUAAACGCCGCCCACCAAGCGACCCAAGCUUCGGUUGUUGAAGGGGACCUGUUGCCAACGAUACAGCGACGAGAUGUAAGCGCGGUCAAAACAGCGGCAGCAUGCGCAGAUUUUGAGGCAGCGCGCGGCAGCCUGGCGGACCUUGAAAUCGAGAGUCUUCAUGCUACUCAGCGAAACACGGAGCUUGCCACAGAAGCUCUGCAACUCGCUGAGAGAACUCAUGGCCAAAACCCGGAGAGUGUCAAGAGCGGGCAGUUCAAGGGCGGCAUAAGUAUCUUAGAAAACAAGGUGGAUUCAAGCCGUCGCAGAUGGAGGGUAAUGAAGGGGGCAGCAAGCGCCAUUGUCGCCGGAAGCGGCAUCGACUGGGUUCGAGACGAGCGCUUAAGAGACCUGGUGCUCGAUCCACCGGAUUAACACAAUGCCUCACUCGUGUCUAAAAGUCAGUAAGCAGACAAAAUCCUUAGACUGUCAAUACAUCUGAGGAAAGUUGCAAAUGAGUCUGGAAAGCUUCCAGCUUUGCAUUUGGACACUGGCAUGACUGAACAGCUUGUGCCGAUC